Dinoponera quadriceps is the source of this 1439-nucleotide messenger RNA. RefSeq lists its product as uncharacterized. Bases 198 to 1439 code for a protein of 413 amino acids. The transcript has a single exon. The record is from RefSeq and is a predicted model, not a curated record. NCBI's taxonomy places the organism in Eukaryota, Metazoa, Arthropoda, Insecta, Hymenoptera, Formicidae.
CAUAAAUGCCUACACGUUUAUCGGGAAAUAUCUUGAUGGAAAUAUGUUCUACGUUGUAUAUAUUACGCGAGACGGGAUCAGUUAAUGAAUUGGUAAAUAUGGCAAAGAGUAUAUAAAGACCGAUGAGUUGCUGCGCAAUGCUUGGUAUUUCCAUCGGAGCGUAAAAUCAACAGGAAAAGUGUCGAAAUACAGCGAAGAUGGAAACUGUCGAUGUCACUGAGAUCGGUGUCGUUCAGAAAUUGCUCACGCUCGAAGAAGUGAAGGAAGUCGCAAGAAACGUGUUGAACAGCGAGGUUGAUUCGGUCGAGUACAAUAUUCGGCCGUAUUCCGAGGGUAAACUUGGAUAUCUCGGCUCUCAUUACCGUCUUACCGUGACAGCCACGGUGAGAAGAAAGAAAACGGUCACUCUUUCGCUCUUUCUCAAGACGCUGCCUUACGAAGUACCCGACCAGGUUGAAUACGUGAUAAAGAUCGGCUUCUUCAAGCAGGAGAUGAGCUUUUACAACACCAUAAUGCCGCUGCUGCGCGAACGGUAUCGCGGGGAAUUGUGGACGCCCGUGUGUUACAAAGUGAAGGAAAAUCUAUUGAUUUUAGAGGAGCUGGGCGACAAGGGGUAUUCGAUGCGAGGUAAGCUCUUCAACAAGACGCUCGUGCGAGCGGGUCUCAGCGCUCUCGCGCAUCUGCACGCCGCGUCUUUGAUGGCGGAGGCGCGUCUUGGCUCGCCCCUUAACCAAUUGUAUCCCGAUGCUUUCACGAAGAGAGUCUUCAGCGUCGACCAAAAGACGCGAGAAUGGUUCAGAGCGGGUGUCAACGUCGCCGCGGCUAUAGCCGAGCGUCUAGGACACGAUUCUGAUCUAGUACGUAUUGCCUGUGAGCAAGCCGAUUACGCCUUCACACCGUCCUGCACGAAAGUGAACGUGGCCAGCCACGGGGACUUGUGGGGUAACAACCUCAUGUUCAACGACGACGUGCCGCCCAGGUGCCUAUUGGUCGAUUACCAGCUGCUGAGAUAUUCGCCCUUGGCGCACGACGUGACGCAGUUUCUCUAUCUGUGUACCGAUCGGAGCUUCCGAGAGACCUGGGGCAGCACGAUGCUGCGAUAUUAUUACGAGACGCUGUGCGAAACACUGGACACACAUGAGGCAAGCUUGAGACGGAGACCCGCUUGGUCGGAAGUAGUCGAAGGUUUCGAGGAACAGCGUCUGAGCUCCCUCAUCACAGCGAUAAUAUACUUCCCCACGAUAUUGAUGGACGAGAAGCUUAGCGCACAGAUCUUGAACGACUCCGAGUCCUACACCGAGUACACCUUCCGGAACAGGACGAAGUUUGUACUUUCUGUCAUGGAGAAGGACUUGGACUACGGGAGGAGGAUUAGUGAGGCUGUCGCCGAACUGGCGGAGUUAGCUUCGCGAUUGGAUCAGUUGCCUAAGCCAUCUUAA